Drosophila santomea is the source of this 5108-nucleotide messenger RNA. It is a transcript of the gene RecQ4, whose product is annotated as ATP-dependent DNA helicase Q4. The record is from RefSeq and is a predicted model, not a curated record. Gene Ontology annotation, cellular component: chromosome; nucleus; cytoplasm. Gene Ontology annotation, molecular function: four-way junction helicase activity; zinc ion binding; nucleic acid binding. The coding region runs from base 104 to 4873 and encodes 1589 amino acids. Gene Ontology annotation, biological process: double-strand break repair via homologous recombination; DNA replication. NCBI's taxonomy places the organism in Eukaryota, Metazoa, Arthropoda, Insecta, Diptera, Drosophilidae. The transcript is spliced from 7 exons.
CGCUAAGCGAAAACAGCUGCACUUGUAUUGGUUUGUUAGUUAACGAAAUCUGGUUGAAAUGUUUGUUUCCUCAUAUUACUAACAAUUAAACCAACACGUCGACAUGGACGACUCGGUGUUCAAGCUGAAAUACCAAAAAUACAAGCUGCGCGUCAAGUUGUGGGAGAAAGAUUUCAAGAAGAAGAAUGGCCGUGUUCCAUCAAAGUAUGAUAUUAGGGAGGCUAGUCAGGAGAUUCGCGACUCCUACAAAAUGUACUACAAGCUGAAGACAUCCUUUCUGGAGGAGACGCUAAACGAUGUGCUCAGCGAAGAUGGAUACGAUAUCCUGGAGAUGUCACAGGCCAGUGAUUUGGGUGUGAGCAUGCUGGACCAGGACCUCAGUCUUAAUGGAGGUCCCCAGCUGCCUCUGGAUAUAUCUGCGCUGGUGGAGCCACAGAGCUCUGCUAAUCUGGAGAAGAUUCCACAGUCGGCGGAGGGCUCGUUCUCUAAUCUCGACGAUCUGCCCAAUCGUCAAGUACUCACCAAUCUGGUCAAUCGCGAUGAAAACCAUGUCAUUCGCAAAUUUGAGGCGGUGGAGGAGCUGGCAAUCAACCAAAAUGCCUGGGGCAUUAAUGUGAGUAAGAAGCCAGCAGCUCCACCACAGCCUUUAGAGUCCUCCAAAUCAGCUCCAAUGCAGGGAAAGCAACCUAAAGCGGCCGCUAGUCUUAAGCCCAGCUUGAGUGCCAAGUUAUUCCAGUCCACACGCGGAUUUGCUAAACGAAAUCCUCGGAAGCCGCUGUCACGUAGUGUCAGUUCCUCUAGUUCCACUACUUUACUUAGCUCAGUUCCCACUGAUAAUCAGGAGGAACUGCCCGACUUUGAGACCAUACUCAUACGCAAAGCACAGGAGUACAAAGAGAAGGAGCAGGCCUUAGCUAUCAAUCCAAUGCUGUCCGGUGAUCACAGUAAGGACAGUAUCAAAACCGUUGUGGACGACGGCUGGCUGCAGCGGAAUACCAAGGAGAACACUCUUGAGGAAGAGAAGCCCUUUGCAGAAGCAAAUAAUAUCAGUGGUCUGCCCAAGAAAACAAACUUUGGCCUGGCCAAUCUUGAUUUAAGUAAACUUAAGCCCACCGUUAAGGAGGAACAGGUGGUGCUGGCCAAGCCCGAACAGGUGCCAAGCACGCAGGAGCUGCAAACAGAUAAGAGUGCUACCAUGAACCAGAAACCAGCUCAUCCCAGUCACACACCACCUGCAUCCAGCCAACAAUUAGCUGCUCCUAAAAGUAAACCUCGACAAAGUGAGCAGGAAACCGAAUCGGACUCUGACUCUGUUGUGGCUGAGAGUGAAGAAGAGCCGGAGCCACAGGAGUAUCGGCAGCUGGCAAAGCGUCGCAAAAUUGUUUCAACAGUAUCAGGAGCAGUGGAAGUAGCCGCCUCAGUUGAAAUUCCCAAAGAAGUCGAACCAGAGACAGAAACAUUUACUUCAGAAAACCCAGACGAUGAAUAUGGUAUGGAUUUCUCUGCCGAUGAAGAUCAGGAUGCCACAUAUGUACCAGAGAAAGAAAAGAAGGAUAAGGCAAAGCGCAAACAAGCCGCAAAACAAGCCGGAAAACAAAAGACCACUAAGCCUAAAGCGGAACCAAAGCCGAAAGCUGAGAAGAAACCCAAAGUCAAAGGUGAAAAGAAACCCAAGGUGGAGAAGAAGCCCAAAAACUCUAAAAAAGUCAUUGCUGCCGAACCGGCUCCUGAUCCAGAAGAGGAUGAGAGCCAGCCAUUGAAUCCGGAAGACCUGAAGUACGUGCUGGCCUUGGAGGCGGGAGAUCUUACCUCCGUUCCUCGCAUAAAUGUGCAGGACUUAGAAGAAGCUGAUGCUACCGCUCAGCGCUAUAUUAGAACUUUUGCCGCUGGAUCCAACACGGGAUUAUCGGAAGGUUCCAACAUCCGAGUGGAUGAAAAGAGAGCCGCAGCACGAAAGAAACUUGAGGAACGCAUAGCAGCUGGUAAAUUAAACGAGAACUUUGUGACCAUAAACAUUCAAAAGAAAAAGUUCGUCCGUGGCAAAAAGUCCGUAAACUUCAGCAAGUACAAGAAGCAACAGUGGCGGAAUAAGAAACGAGUGGCGGCCUUGAGUGGGCCCGACAUGGAUAUGGGUGGCUGUGAUGGCGGAGUGCUCACCUGCUUCCAGUGCGGCGGAGUCGGACAUUUCGCCCAGCAGUGCAAGGUGAAGGGAGAUAGCCUAUUGCCUCUUUCGGCACAGCUGGAAGAGGAUCCCUCGCCGUUUCCCACACUUGCCGAGGCCCAGGAGAUGGCCAGCCAAGGAGCAUUGGUGGCUCACAGUCGCAACAUCUCAAGGCUGCCACAGGCGGCCAAUGCAGCCAUCCUGCAAGGCGAUGAGUUCAAUAAGUCAGAGGAAGAGAACCAAGAAAGCAGCAGCACUGAUGAGGAGGGACAGCAUCAUCCAGAGCCGGAUUGGUCUAGCGAUGAAAUGGACGUCGAUUUCGAGGCCCUGGAUGCGGCCGUGGAAGCUUCCCUAAGUCAGCCGGACUCGCAAGAGAAAGCCGCUUCACCUAUUAAGACAUACGUCGGCCACAAGAUUCCCGAGCAGUUUCUUAAGGAGGCUGGCCUGGACCCCAACGCAUCCAGUUCGAAUCGCAGCCAGCACGGUGGGGUGAAGCCACUAUAUGAUCUCCUUCCGGAUGGCAGUGUCCAGGAGACGACACCGGAGGUUCUGGAGGCACUACACAUGUUCGGUCACACCAACUUCAGGAAAGGUCAGGAUCGCGCCAUUAUGCGUACUCUUUCCGGACUCUCAUCUCUAGUUACACUUAGCACGGGCAGCGGCAAGUCCUUGUGCUACCAACUGCCCGCCUAUCUGUAUAGCCGUAAGGUGGGAGCUAUUACGCUAGUCAUCUCGCCAUUGGUGUCGCUUAUGGAGGAUCAGGUGACCGGAGUGCCGCACUUUCUGCGAGCUCACUGCCUGCACACCAAUCAGACGGCGCCGCAGCGUAUGAAGAUUCAGCAGAUGAUUGCCAAUGGGGAGAUUGACAUUCUUCUUGUCUCUCCGGAGGCGGUAGUUGCCGGGGAAAGAGCCACGGGAUUUGGAGCUAUUCUUCGCCAGCUGCCGCCCAUUGCUUUCGCUUGUAUAGACGAGGCGCAUUGUGUGUCUCAGUGGAGUCACAACUUUCGUCCCAGCUACCUGAUGAUCUGCAAGGUGCUGAGAAAGAAUCUCGGUGUACGCACAGUGCUUGGGCUAACGGCCACAGCCACAUUGCCAACGCGUGUGAGCAUUAUAAAUCACCUUGGCAUAACGGAUGGAGAACGUGGUGUUAUUAGCGAUAUCCCACUGCCUGACAAUCUAGUGCUGUCCGUCUCCAAGGACGAUAACCGAGAUGCGGCGUUGCUUCAACUGCUCAAUAGCGAACGUUUCGAGCCCUGCCAAUCCAUCAUCAUCUAUUGUACGCGUCGUGAUGAGUGUGAGCGAAUCGCUGGGCUUAUUAGAACGUGCGUGCAGGAUCGCAGGGAACCAGCUCAGGAUCAGACAAAGAAACGCAAACGUGUGAACUGGCAAGCAGAGCCCUAUCACGCAGGAAUGCCCGCUUCCAGACGGCGAACCGUUCAGAAGGCCUUCAUGGGUAAUGAGCUGCGCAUUGUGGUGGCAACCAUCGCCUUUGGCAUGGGCAUUAACAAGCCGGAUAUACGCGCCGUAAUUCACUAUAAUAUGCCAAGAAACUUUGAGAGCUAUGUGCAGGAAAUUGGUCGAGCAGGUCGCGACGGGCUGCCAUCACACUGUCACCUCUUCUUGGAUGCAAAGGGUGGCGACCAGAGUGAGCUGCGUCGUCAUGUGUACUCCAACUCUAUUGAUCGGCAUGUUAUCCGUAAGCUGCUGCAUAAGAUUUUCGUGCCAUGUAGCUGUGACAAGGAUGCUGUCAAGGGGACAGCUCCCCCGGUCGCCCUCGAAGGUGAUGGUCCCAGGGUGCAUGUGUGUCCGGGGCACGAGAUUGGCUUCUCCGUGGAGAAAACCGUUGAGAUGCUGGACAUCCCGGCGGAGAACAUAUCCACGUUGCUCUGCUACAUGGAGCUCGACCCCCGGUGGUGCAUCAGUGUGCUCAGCUCAGCAUAUGUGAUGGUCAAGAUAAUCUCCUAUGGUGGGCCCAAGUACCUGAAGCAUGCUGCAAAGGAAUGUCCACCAUUAGCCAUGGCCAUUGCUUUGCAGAUAAGGGACAAGACUUUUAAAGAGGACUCGAACAUCAUUGAAUUCUCGGUCACCGAUAUCGCGGCAGGAAUUGGCUGGAAUAGUGGUGUGGUCAAGUACCAACUGAAGGAUCUGGAGUGGGUGAAAGUAAAUGGAUAUCCCAAGCGAUCACCAAUCACAGUGAGCUUCUAUGAUUUGGGAUUCCGCAUCAAGGUGCCGGGCGACUUUACCGAAUCAGAAAUCGACAACGCUCUGGACACUCUCUAUACGCGAUCCGUAAAACAGGAGCGUACGCAGCUCAUCCAGCUGCAAUAUGUGGCCCAUGGACUGGCUGCUGUGGCCUAUAGCUCUUGCGGCCAGUGCUGCAGUGCGGAUUUUCCGCAGGAUCGGGGCGAGCAGCUAAAGGCUAUCGUGCGCAACUACUUUGCCAAUGACUACCCACAGGAUCUGGAGCUGGAAAUAGAGCCCAGUAACGUGCCGGAUGAGAACAUCAUAGACGACGUUCAUGCCCUUAUAAACAUGUACCCGGACAAUACAUUUAGCGGACGGAAUAUUGCGCGCAUCUUUCACGGCAUCACGAGCCCUAACUAUCCGGCUGUCAUCUGGGGACGCUGCAAGUUCUGGCGCGCCCACGUCAAAGUCGAUUUCAAUCGCAUCCUGCAACUGGCCAACAUGGCUAUCAUCAAGAGGCGUACGUGACCGUGAUAUUAAGAUGAAACGCCAGGGGGAUUCUCUUAUGUAUUCGGUGCCGUGGUUAACUUAAAUUAAUAGCUUCAUGAAUUUAAAAAUAUGUGAUGCCAGUCAAUAACAUUUUAUUCGUAUAAGUCUGAUAAUAGAAACAUAAAUUACAAUUUUCUUACACUAUGCUUACAAACUAUAAAAGGAAUGUUUCUGUUUAAAAACUCUAAAAUAAAAAGGUUUAGUUAAAUAUGAA